AAUCUUUCUUAGAGAUGGCUUCAAAGUUUGGUCUUGAUUUUGGAAAAGAACAUCUGAAGGUAAUUCUUACACUUUAUGAUCCAGAUGAUUUAACAUUCAUUAGAACUUCUAGCAGAGUAACUAGGAAAAGGGGCAUUGGUUCAGGAAAUCAUUACAAAGAUACUGGAAGGAGAAGGAUUCAGAUAAUAGCAUCAGCUCCAAAAAUUCCCGAGACAUAUCACAUCUGCAAGACAUUCAUAGAGAAAACUCAAAUAGAUCUUCUAUUGUUUAACUUUACUGGUGACCUAAAACUCUUAAAUAUUGUGUCUGGAAUAAUGUCAUGUGCAUCAAAAUAUCCAUGCUUAUACUGUGAAUUUCCAAAUAGCGAAGGAAAUAAAGCCUGGCAGACAGAUGCUACACUCAGAACAUUUGGGAAUAUUAAAAACCACAAAGAGGAUUGGCUAACCUCCGGAGGUAAAAAGAUCAAAGCAAAAGAGUAUACUAACUGUGUGGCAACUCCUUUGUUCUUUCAUGAAAAUGACCCUGAUGACAGCUUAGAUCCUUAAAAGUCCACCACCAGCCCUUCAUCUUAAGUUGUCCCUAAAUCAUGUCCUUAAAGAACUACAAAAUAUUUGGCCAGGACUUCAGAUUUGGUUAGCAGGACAUUCUAUUCUCUUCGAAUCAUACCAUGGUGAUACACUUGAAGGUAAUGAGUGUUCUAAGGUUCUAAGACUCCUUGAUAAUUUGGAGAAAGUACUUACUAUGGAGCUGUCUGGUUUUUUGAUUUACAUGCAUGACUUUUUAAAGGUUAUUGACUCUACAUUUGGUGUGUUUGUAGAUCUUGAUUAUAAGAAUGUUUUUAAGGAUGUCUUUAAAGUCUUUACAGGAAGAGUUUCGAGUAUCUGACCCCUAAGCUUCAUGUAAUACUCACACAUAUUUAGCAGUUCAUCGACAUCACAGGAAGAGGACUUGGUCAGUUUUCAGAACAGGAGUUAGAAAACUCACAUUCAGUAUUCUAGGUGGUUUGGGAAUGAUACCUGAUAAAAGACAUUUCUUCACCUAGAUAUAGGAAGAACUACUUUUAGGCUAUCCUAAAUUUUAAUGCUAAUAAUAUUUAGUUACAUAG
Molecule: messenger RNA, 1105 nt
Organism: Hydra vulgaris (swiftwater hydra)
Lineage: Eukaryota; Metazoa; Cnidaria; Hydrozoa; Anthoathecata; Hydridae
Source: RefSeq, a predicted model, not a curated record